Fomitiporia mediterranea MF3/22 is the source of this 201-nucleotide messenger RNA. RefSeq lists its product as uncharacterized. NCBI's taxonomy places the organism in Eukaryota, Fungi, Basidiomycota, Agaricomycetes, Hymenochaetales, Hymenochaetaceae. The transcript has a single exon. The record is from RefSeq and is a predicted model, not a curated record. The annotation marks the transcript as partial.
GCCAAGGAUUACCAGCCUGGUGACAAAGUUAUACUAGAAGCUACUAACCUGACUACAGAUUGCCUAAUGAAGAAGUUGGACAACAAGUGCUUUAGACCCUUUAUUAUUGAAAAGAAGGUUGGUGCCUCUGCCUAUAAACUCCAACUUCUAGCAACAUGGAAGCACAUACACCUAGUGUUUAACAAGGUUCUACUGUCUUAG